Messenger RNA from Magnolia sinica, 654 nucleotides. RefSeq lists its product as uncharacterized. The transcript has 3 exons. Lineage: Eukaryota; Viridiplantae; Streptophyta; Magnoliopsida; Magnoliales; Magnoliaceae. Bases 34 to 432 code for a protein of 132 amino acids. The record is from RefSeq and is a predicted model, not a curated record.
CUUCCUUUUCUUCGUUUUGAUUCAGUCUCAGAAAUGGCCGGAAACGAAGAAGUAGAGAAAGGAGUGUCGAAAACCCCAGAUUUCGUCUACAGAAUCAGCACAGCAGAGGAAUGGGAAGUAUUUCAGAAGGAGGGCAAAAUCUUCGGAGGAGAUCUCGACAAGAACUCCGGUUUCAUCCACCUCAGCAAUCUUGAUCAGGUAAUUGGUACUCUGCGGAACUUUUUCCAGGGAAGGGAGGACCUGUACCUGCUUCAAAUUGACACAAAGAAGCUUGGUGAGGGAUUAGUUUAUGAAGCUGUCGAUGGUUCCACUUACUUCCCUCAUUUCUAUGGUCCGUCUCGGAGUUUUAUCCCGCUCUCAUUGGAUGCUGUUGCCAAGUCAGAGAAAUUGGAAUUUGUAGGAGGUGAGUUCUCUUGUAGUUUGCUGAAAUAGGCAGUUUCAGUCAUGAAGUUGAUUCAAUCCCCAGCAAUUUCAGCGGAGUUGCAUGUAAAUGAAUGGAUUUGGAAACCUAAUCAUAUUGGGUUUAAGACUAUAAAUAUGCAUUAGAGUAUUCAUAAUCUAAUACCUGUUAUAAUCGUUGACCGAACCAAAUCAGCUUCCUUGCUUGAAAGCUAUGUUUGUUUUGAAUUUAAUAAAAGAUUUUCAUUUAGGGUG